Molecule: messenger RNA, 1655 nt
Organism: Eruca vesicaria subsp. sativa (arugula)
Lineage: Eukaryota; Viridiplantae; Streptophyta; Magnoliopsida; Brassicales; Brassicaceae
Source: the annotation of a GenBank genome assembly
UCUCACCUCUUGGUUCUUAGGGAAAAACACAUUCUCUAAGUGUUUAUCUCCUCUCUGUUCCUAACUCAUUUCUCUUAUACACAAACACUAAUCUCUGACAUCUUUUUCAUCCUCAAAGAUCAUAAAUAACCCCAAAUUUUGUUUAGUUUUUCUUGUCUUAAAACCUUAAAAGACAAAUUAAGAUGGGAUUAAGGAUGUCAGAAUCAGCUAAACCUUACUUUACAAUGGUUUGCCUUCAAUUCGGAUACGCCGGUAUGAACCUGCUCUCUAAAGCCGUCCUUGACCGCGGUAUGAGCCAUUACGUUCUUGUUUCAUACCGCAACGCUUUUGCCACAGCCGCGAUGGCACCUUUUGCAUUUCUCUCGGAAAGGAAAGUGAGGUCAAAGAUGACGUUUUCAAUAUUCAUGCACAUAUUUGUUCUUGCUCUUCUUGGGCCUGUUAUUGAUCAGAACCUAUAUUACAUCGGUCUGAAACUCACAUCUCCGACGUUUUCAUCGGCCGUCAGUAACAUUAUGCCGGCAAUUAUCUUUAUCCUCGCCACUCUUUUCAGGAUGGAGAAAGUGGAGAUGAGAAAAGUAAGAUGCCAAGUGAAAGUGGUGGGGACUUUAGUGACAGUGGUUGGAUCCAUAUUGGUGAUAUUAUACAAAGGCCCUUUCAUCAAUUUCUUCCGAUCUCACCUCACCACCACCACCUCUUCGCCGCUAGCCGGUGAUUAUCUUAAAGCCACCAUCUUCCUCCUUGUCGCCUCCCUCUCAUGGGCUUCGUUCUUCAUUCUUCAGGCAUCGACAUUGAAGAAAUACUCAGCCCAUCUUUCGUUAUCAACCAUGGUGUGUUUCAUGGGAACAUUACAAUCCUUAGCCCUUACCUUCGUAAUGGAGCACGAUACUUCUGCUUUGAGCAUUGGUUUUGACAUGAACCUUCUAGCUUCUGCCUAUGCGGGAAUAAUGUCGUCGAGCAUAGCUUACUACGUUCAAGGACUUAUGAUGCAGCGAAAGGGGCCUAUCUUCGUCACUGCUUUUAACCCUCUUAUCGUUGUCAUUGUCUCCAUAAUGAGUUUCUUUGUUCUUGGUCAAGGAAUCUACCUUGGAGGAGUCAUUGGAGUUGUUGUCUUGACAACAGGGGUCUAUGCUGUGUUGUGGGGAAAGCACUUAGACGAUGUCGGUGAAGUACUAUACCGUGAAGAUAACAUAGUUGUAGAAGCCAUUGAGUGUUGUAGUGGCAAUAAUGGUCUCUCAAUAAUGCCUAAAAUUGAUGAAGGAGAUGAGGAUGUUGAAACCGGGAAAUCUCAGGCGGCAGCAAAGGAAUCAUCGUUGGUGGUUGUGGUUUUUUGUAGUGAAAAUGUGAAUAAUGAUUCACAAUGCUAAUUAGAUGGUUUUGUUUGAGGCGAAUGGGAGAAGAGUAACUUAUUUUUGAUACUUAGUGUGAAUUUCUUCCCCAGCUUCAGAAGUUCUAUUUAUAGCUUUGACUCUCUAGAGUAACCAGUGAUUUAAUGUACCAUCCAUCUUGAUCUUUAACUAGUUAUAAGUCUAUGUAAAACACUGCAUUUGGUAAACAAAUCCAAUUUCUGCAUACCAUUAUGAUAUGGAUUUAUUGAAGGUAUAUUAGAAAGUAUAUUUCUUCCUUUUGCACGUUUCAUGCUAACUGUUGGUUUACAA